Molecule: messenger RNA, 741 nt
Organism: Galdieria sulphuraria
Lineage: Eukaryota; Rhodophyta; Bangiophyceae; Galdieriales; Galdieriaceae
Product: ribosome recycling factor
Exons: 2
Coding region: 110-709 (199 amino acids)
Biological process (GO): translation
Cellular component (GO): mitochondrion
Molecular function (GO): ribosomal large subunit binding
Source: RefSeq, a predicted model, not a curated record
AAUCGUUUCUGAAAAGAUUGGCAAAUGGAAAGUCAUUAUCACCUCGCCCAUCGAUUUUUGGUUCGCGCAUCAUUGAGACUAGUCUUCAAAAGUGUGACUUGCCAACAAUAUGCAACGAAUGACGUCCCUUCUCAGAUGGACACAAACAAGUUUCCAAACAAAGGGUUUGCAAAAAGUUUCAAGAUAUGACUACAUUGUUCGAUCUAUUUAUUCCGCCUCACCUACAAACUUAUUUCAAGGGACUACUCCAAGUCUUAGGAAAAGCACCCAGUUGAUGGUGGCUGCGAGGAAUAAGAAAACGAAAGCAGACAAGAAUAAAAAGAAAGACAUUUUGAAAGAAUUGAGUUCAGAAGAACUCUUAUUUGAUCCGCAAGAACUGGCGUCCAGUUUAGAUAAAACAGUAACAACCUUCCAGUCUCAACUUGCAACCAUUCGCACAGGCUUCGCACAUCCUGCUAUAUUGGACAGAGUAACGGUGGAGGCCUAUGGAACGAACUGUUCGUUGAAGGAAGUUGCACAAGUAACACAGAAGGAUGCGAAAACUUUGAGAGUACAAGUAUUUGAUCCACAAAUUACUUCUGCUGUCGAUAAGGCCAUUCGCACAGCAGGUUUAGGACUCAAUCCACAAGUAGAACGUCCUGGUAUUCUCUCAGUUCCGAUUCCUCGUCCAGAUCAAGAAACUAGAACAAAGUUGGUUAAAGUGAGUUAGUCUUAUAUUCAGAAAUUCCCUUAAAUUGCGUC